Molecule: messenger RNA, 1307 nt
Organism: Rosa chinensis
Lineage: Eukaryota; Viridiplantae; Streptophyta; Magnoliopsida; Rosales; Rosaceae
Product: cysteine-rich receptor-like protein kinase 10
Exons: 7
Coding region: 68-1306 (412 amino acids)
Biological process (GO): protein phosphorylation
Molecular function (GO): protein kinase activity; ATP binding
Source: RefSeq, a predicted model, not a curated record
GAGUUCAGAUUGUGAAUUCUAUGAAGACUUCACUCAACCAGGGACUGCAAGUAGUUUUGUAAGAUCAAUGGCACCAAAAUCAUCACCCAGUGCAACAAGUAAAUGGAUUUGGAUUGGGGCUGCUGUUAGUGCUACUCUUUUGGUAAUAGCCUUUUGCAUCUUGUGUCAUCUACGAAGAAGAAGAAGAAAACCUGAACUUUCAGAUAGAUUCAACUUCAUGUUUUUGAGGUUUUCUGUCCCUGCACUAUUCUUAGUAGGUGAGAAUGAGAUUGAUCAGAACAAAUUGCUGGUCAUGGGACAUGAUUUAAGCAUAUUUAGCUAUGCAUCAAUCAUGGCUGCCACAUGUAACUUCGCUGAAGAAAACAAGCUUGGAGAAGGGGGAUUUGGACCUGUUUAUAAGGGAAGAUUGUUGACGGGAAAAGAAAUUGCAGUGAAGAGGCUUUCAAAAUGUUCGGGGCAAGGAACGUUGGAGUUUAAGAAUGAAUUGAUCCUCAUAUAUGAACUUCAACACACAAACCUUGUCCAGCUUUUUGGAUUUUGCAUUCAUAGGGAAGAGAGGAUGUUGAUAUAUGAGUACAUGCCAAACAAAAGUCUGGACUACUUUUUAUUUGAUGCAACUGAAGGCGUUCUUCUCGAUUGGCACAAGCGUUUCAGCAUAAUUGAGGGAAUUACUCAAGGAUUGCUUUAUUUGCACAAAUACUCGAGAAAGAAAGUAGUUCAUAGAGACUUAAAAGCUAGUAAUGUACUACUUGAUAAAGAUAUGAAUCCAAAAAUUUCUGAUUUUGGUAUGGCAAGAAUUUUCACACAUACUGAACUUCAAAUAAAUACGGGCAGGAUUGUUGGGACACUUGGUUACAUGCCUCCUGAGUAUGCAAUGAAUGGAAUUUUUUCUAUAAAAUCUGAUGUCUACAGUUUUGGGGUGUUAAUGCUUGAAAUCCUAAGUGGUAGGAAAAACAACAGCUUCUACAAUGAUGAUCGAGUACUCAAUUUAGCAGGAUAUGCGUGGGAGUUAUGGAAAGAUGGUGCAGGGCUACAGCUAAUGGAUUCAAACUUGGGUGAUUCAUGUAAUAAGGAUCAGUUUUUAAGAUGCGUCAAUGUUGGUCUACUAUGCGUGGGGGAUAAUGCAGCCAAUCGGCCUACCAUGUCAGAAGUGAUAUCUAUGUUGACAAAUGAAAGCCUGCCGCUACCUGAACCUACAAAACCAUCAUUUUGUACUGAAGAAGUGAUCGUUGCUACUAUAGUUGGAGGCAAACCACAAAUUCUGUCAAUGAAUGGUAUGACCAUUUCCGAUAUGUGUGGACGUUAAA